Fonsecaea pedrosoi CBS 271.37 is the source of this 2724-nucleotide messenger RNA. RefSeq lists its product as uncharacterized. The transcript is spliced from 2 exons. The record is from RefSeq and is a predicted model, not a curated record. NCBI's taxonomy places the organism in Eukaryota, Fungi, Ascomycota, Eurotiomycetes, Chaetothyriales, Herpotrichiellaceae. The coding region runs from base 1 to 2724 and encodes 907 amino acids.
AUGGCCCCCGCGAGGCCAUUGAAGCGGCAAAAGACCAAUCCGACACAGGAAUCGCGCUCAGAGUCAUCGCCUCAAGAACAGGCUCAGCAGGCUGCCAACGUGCCCCUUCCCGCAGACACCCCUACCGCCUCAAGCCCUGCGACACCAAAACAAGAACAAAGAUCGUCAUGGCUCGCUCGAACAUGGCCUCGCAAGGCUCCUCCUCUAACACAGACACAUCGUGAGAGUGUCUCGUCCGCCUCAACGUCCUCGACUGCCGCGCCAUCUUCCGCUACGACCACAGCCACGGAGGUGCCACCGCCACAAAAGGAGAAGAUAAAGUCUCAGGGGUCGCCGUCGUUAGCAAUGACACUAGGCAAAUCAACAUCGAACCGUUCCCUUCCGAUAAAUGCCACUACGACUCUCGUCUAUGCCUCCCCCGAGGCUGCCAGCUCUUUAGGUAAGAAGGACUCACAGCCGGAAUUGCCCACUAAGACCAAGGACGCCGAAAAUGCUUCCAGGCCUGUAAAAGAUGAACAACAAAGACCCGAAAAGAUGGAUGCCAGGCCAGUCCAGCAAGAGGAAGUUGCGGAGGCUACAUCGAAGACUUCACAACCCGCUGUUCCACCACAACAGGCACAAGAGGCACAAAGCACAUGGCUGGGCUGGUUAGGCAGAAGGGAUGGCAGUACAGCGAAACCUGCUGCAGCACAACCACCACCCAAACCUACGGAAGAUUCUACCAUUCAUCCUGCAACCGACACAGCCCCAGAGCCUAUACAACCCCCGCCAGAGGUACAAGAGGACUCGAAAUCUCCUACGAACACCAAUAACAAACGAAGCUGGUAUCAAAUGUGGAGCAACGGUGAUCAACCUAGUGGUGGAUCAGCAAAGCUACCAAACCCUCCAACAGAGCCACCUCAGCCUGAAACAGUUGAGAAUACAGGGACGGCCAAGGCGAAGACAGAAAACCUCGACAUUCCGCCACCCCAGACGCCCAAGGCAAAGGAGGGUUCUCAGGCUUCAUCCCUUGAGACUUCUCCACCGCCACAACUUUCAGGCGACGGGUCCAAGUCGUCGGGGUGGGUAUUUUGGUCUCGAGAAAAGAAGCGUCCUGCGUCUACUGCAUCUACAAAAUUAGAGAAUGAGCCUCACAUUGGGGAAAUUGCAAUAUCAAACACACCGUCUCAAGCUCGGCCUAAGCGUGCCUCCAUCAGUCUACAAGAUGACAGUGCAAGACCCGUUGUACCUCCUCCAGCACAAGGAGAGCAAUCGAAGAAGACUGGAGGAAAGAAGACGGCUGAAACCAAGCAACAGCCAGCGACAGAGGACAAACGCAUUUCGACGCCUCAAAAGAAGGCUGUUGCCUCGAAACAGGAACCUUUGACUACCAAAGCCAAGUCAACCAAUGCUACAGCCAUUGCGCGAGAACCCGCCAAAGCUCCAACACCUCGUUCGGCGUCACCGGUGCCGUCGAAGAAAGACCAGGAGGAUUCAAAUCUGCUGCUUCCUCGUCUCAGUGACACGCUCACCUUCGAAGAACAACCUUCAAUCCUCCAGCAACUUGCGCGCCUUCUGUACUACACCAAGGAGUCUGGUCAACCGAGACACCUCUCUCUGUUGAAAGAGCCGCCUCGAAUCAACAAUGCAUUAGCAAUUGGCGUUCACGGCUAUUUCCCUGGUCCCAUGGUCCGAUCGCUUCUAGGGCAACCCACCGGGACAAGCAUAAAAUUCGCCGAAAAGGCGGCGCAAAACAUUCGCAGAUAUACUAAAUCACAAGGAUAUGAAUGUGAAGUCAAGACAGCGGCCCUAGAAGGUGAAGGACGAAUUGCCGAACGUGUCGAGUUGUUGUGGAAGCUGCUCCUGAACUGGAUCGAUGAAAUCCGAAGAUCUGAGUUCGUCAUGAUCGCAGCUCAUUCCCAAGGCGUCCCUGUCGCAAUUAUGCUAGUGGCCAAAUUGAUCCAUUUUGGCUGUCUCUCACCGACUGCCCGCAUUGGUGUCUGCGCCAUGGCAGGUGUGAAUAUGGGCCCGUUCCAGGACUACAAAUCUCCUUGGAUAACUGGAUCCGCGGGGGAGUUGUUCGAAUUCACGGACCCGAACUCCAAAGUCUCCCAAGACUAUAUGGCCGCCAUCGCUGAGUGCUUGAAGUUUGGGGUGAAAGUCACCUUCGUGGGGAGCAUUGACGAUCAAUUGGUAUCGAUGGAGUCGUCGAUAUUUGCACCACUGACGCAUCCACAUAUCUAUCGCGCGGUAUCCAUUGACUCGAGGAUACACGCUCCCAACUUCCUGAGUAACCUUGUGGGGUUCGUGUUGAAGCUGAGAAAUGUGGGUGUGCCAGAUCAUGGAUUGAUCAGAGAGCUGUCCACGCCUCUGGCAGGUUCGCUGUACACCGGAGAAGGCCAUUCCAGACUGUACGAAGACGAUGCCGUGUACCGUCUUGCUAUUGCAUUUGCUCUCGAGACUACCUCCAUCAAAGACGUGCCGAUAUCCAGCUCGAAGCGACAGGCGCUCUUGACAGGUAGUGGGAGCGGUGGAGGUGGAAGCAGCAGCAGCAGCAGCGCGAACACCAAUCCCUACAUCCUCCCCUUUGCUAUGCGUGGGAUUUUAGAGGAAGACAUUGUGAAGAAGGACCUCAGAGACGAGGCAAGACAAUUACUCGAGCAAUUUGACGAGUGGGAACCCAAAACCAAAGUGUUGAGGGACGUCAAGUUCAGGCUUGAGGGCAUUAGAUCGCAGUUGUACUAG